CUUUGUGCGCAGUUGUUUUUUGGGCCCGGGUUGCAUGAGGGUGGGACAUUGGAUGACUUUGUCGCUGUAGCAGUCUUGCUGAAUAGUUAGUCCGAUUCAUUUAGAUAGGCAGCUACUUUUUAGAGCAAUGGAAGCCCUUAUACCCGUCAUAAAUAAAUUACAAGAUGUGUUUAAUACAGUCGGUGCCGAUAUUAUCCAGCUACCACAAAUUGCUGUUGUUGGAACACAGAGCAGUGGGAAGAGUUCGGUGUUAGAGAGCCUGGUUGGCAGAGAUCUCUUGCCUCGUGGCACAGGCAUCGUCACCAGGCGGCCCUUAAUCCUCCAGCUGGUUCACGUAGACCCAGAGGAUCGGCGGAAGAGCAACGAGGAAAACGACUCGAAUACCUGGAAAAAUGGGCGCCUUUAUAAAGGCAUUGAUGGAGAGGAAUGGGGGAAGUUUUUACAUACGAAAAACAAGAUCUACACAGACUUUGAUGAAAUCAGGCAAGAGAUUGUUGCUGAAACCGAAAGAGUAUCUGGCAGUAACAAGGGAAUCAGCGAUGAGCCCAUUCACCUGAAAAUCUUCUCACCUCAUGUUGUCAACCUCACAUUGGUGGAUCUGCCAGGCAUCACAAAGGUACCAGUGGGAGACCAGCCCAAAGACAUCGAGCUGCAGAUCAGAGAGCUGAUCCUGAAGCACAUCUCCAACCCCAACUCCAUCAUCCUGGCUGUGACCGCAGCCAACACAGACAUGGCCACCUCUGAGGCGCUCAAAGUGGCACGAGAUGUCGACCCAGACGGCAGAAGGACAUUGGCUGUGGUCACCAAGCUGGACCUCAUGGAUGCUGGUACUGAUGCUAUGGACGUGCUGAUGGGCAGGGUCAUCCCUGUCAAACUGGGCCUUAUUGGAGUAGUGAGCAGGAGCCAGCUAGAUAUCAACAAUAAGAAACAAGUAUCAGACGCCAUUCGUGAUGAAUAUGCCUUCCUACAGAAGAAGUACCCCUCACUCGCCAACAGAAACGGAACCAAAUACCUAGCCAGAACACUGAACAGGCUGCUGAUGCACCACAUCAGAGACUGCCUUCCCGAGCUGAAGACGCGUAUCAACGUGCUGGCUGCCCAGUACCAGUCCCUCCUUAGCAGCUACGGUGAGCCCGUAGACGACAAAAGCUCAACGCUGCUCCAGCUCAUUACUAAGUUUGCCGCAGAGUACUGCCACACCAUAGAGGGCACGGCCAAGUACAUUGAGACAGCUGAACUUUGUGGCGGCGCACGAAUCUGUUAUAUAUUCCAUGAGACAUUUGGUCGCACACUGGAGUCUGUGGAUCCACUGGGGGGUCUGACGACUAUAGAUGUUCUCACAGCUAUCAGAAAUGCCACGGGCCCGCGGCCUGCCCUGUUUGUGCCUGAGGUGUCAUUUGAGCUGCUGGUUAAGAGGCAGGUGAAGCGCCUGGAGGAGCCCAGCCUGCGCUGUGUGGAGCUGGUCCACGAGGAGAUGCAGAGAAUCAUCCAGCACUGCAGCAACUACAGCACACAGGAGCUGUUGAGGUUUCCCAAGCUCCAUGACGCCAUUGUAGAAGUGGUCACCUCCCUCCUCAGGAAAAGACUACCAGUCACCAAUGAGAUGGUCCACAACCUGGUUGCCAUUGAGCUGGCCUACAUCAAUACUAAGCACCCUGACUUUGCUGAUGCCUGUGGCCUCAUGAACAACAACAUAGAGGAGCAGAGACGCAACAGGAUGAGAGAGCUGCCCUCCUCCGUCCCCAGAGAUAAGUCCCUUAAAGGCCCAGGUGGGCAGACUCUCUCCCCCACUGAGCUUGUCACCAAUGAGGGCGAGGGACCCAAGGGUGCAGGGGGGGUGCAGGGAGACCAGGGAGAUGGCGGGACUGGCAACUGGAGAGGCAUGCUGAAGAAGGGAGAGGAUGGCAUGUCUGACCGAAGCCAGUCUCAGUCCUCCCUGCAAGGCAGCCCUCUGAGGGGCCACGCUGUCAACCUGCUAGAUGUGCCUGUCCCAGUGUCUAGGAAGCUGUCAGCCCGAGAGCAACGGGACUGUGAGGUCAUAGAGAGGCUCAUCAAGUCGUACUUCCUCAUUGUAAGGAAAAACAUCCAGGACAGUGUACCUAAGGCAGUGAUGCACUUCUUGGUGAACCACGUGAAGGACAGCCUGCAGAGUGAGCUGGUGGGUCAGCUGUACAAGGCAGGCCUUCUGGAUGACCUUCUCACAGAGUCCGAGGACAUGGCCCAGCGCCGCAGCGAGGCAGCAGACAUGCUCAAGGCAUUGCAAAAAGCCAGCCAGGUGAUCGCAGAGAUCAGAGAAACUCACCUGUGGUGAGAGGAGGCUUGGGUCUCGACCUCCAAUCAUCUCCCUCCUACAUGGACUCACCCCCUCGCCAAGCCCUUCAUCCCUGUUCUGUCUCAGACACCCUGGACAGCAGAGACAGCCAACUUGAAAAUGCACUCGUAUUAUAUAGUUUUCAUGUACUACAUGGACUUCACCUGCAUUUGAAGGGUAGUGCAUAUCAGUCGACGCCUCUACCACUUACAGUGAUAUAUACACACACACAGGCUCCUGUUGUAGAUGCUAAAUCUUUGAUAAUGUAUUCAGUAAAUAGACUGCUACAAACGACUCAACGCAGUGUGAAUGUAGAGCUUACAGAGGAAUGUUUGUCUCUAAAUGUAGAUAGAAAUUAAAACUAGAAAUGAAAAACCUA
This is a messenger RNA of Osmerus eperlanus (European smelt), 2690 nucleotides long. It is a transcript of the gene dnm1l, whose product is annotated as dynamin 1-like. Lineage: Eukaryota; Metazoa; Chordata; Actinopteri; Osmeriformes; Osmeridae. Gene Ontology annotation, biological process: mitochondrial fission; mitochondrial fragmentation involved in apoptotic process. The record is from RefSeq and is a predicted model, not a curated record. The coding region runs from base 128 to 2311 and encodes 727 amino acids. Gene Ontology annotation, molecular function: GTP binding; microtubule binding; GTPase activity. The transcript has 20 exons. Gene Ontology annotation, cellular component: mitochondrion; microtubule; membrane.